Messenger RNA from Psammomys obesus (fat sand rat), 1176 nucleotides. RefSeq names its product acyl-CoA oxidase like (gene Acoxl). Gene Ontology annotation, molecular function: acyl-CoA oxidase activity; FAD binding; fatty acid binding. Bases 1 to 1158 code for a protein of 385 amino acids. The transcript is spliced from 10 exons. The record is from RefSeq and is a predicted model, not a curated record. Lineage: Eukaryota; Metazoa; Chordata; Mammalia; Rodentia; Muridae. Gene Ontology annotation, biological process: fatty acid beta-oxidation using acyl-CoA oxidase; lipid homeostasis. Gene Ontology annotation, cellular component: peroxisome.
AUGGGGCACCUGGUUGAGGGCAGAGAGAGCCUGGGCGAAGGCCAACAGCAUGUUCGGUACUGCACUGAGCAUGCUCAGUACGUCACCAAGAGGUUCCACCAGGACCAGCUCUGUAGUGCCGAGGGCCGAAGGCAGUUUGGGCCCAAGGAUAGAGAAGAGGUGAAGAUCAUUGAGCAUCAGAUGCAGAGCCUCAGGCUGAUGUCUCACCUGGCCACGGCCCUGGCCCUGACCUUCACCAGCAGGCAUGCGGCCUACAUCCUGGAUGAAGACAUCUUCCAGGGAAAGGAACUCAUCAACAGGCGCUCGCUGCAGUCGCUGAUGGCUGGGCUGAAGGCCUACAGUACCUGGGAGACGGUGAGCUGCCUACAGGACUGUCGUGAAUGCACCGGAGGCAUGGGUUACAUGAUGGAAAACCGAAUCUCAGGCCUGAAAUGUGACACAGAUGUGUUUGUAACCUUUGAAGGUGACAAUGUCGUCAUGCUUCAGGUCGUGGCCCGGGAGCUGCUGGCCCAGUACAGCAAGCAGCAUAAGAAAAAGCCGCUCCUGGGUCUGAUCCAGGGCUGGACUGAAACUGCCAGCGACAAGCUGAGAACCAGCUUCCUGGCAUUUAGCACUGACACAGUGGGCCAUCUAGCCUUUCUGCUGAAAGCAGUGACUUUUCGAGAAAGGGUCCUUCAGCGGAGUCUGGUGUCCAGAAUUUACUAUAAGGUGGCGGUCAGGAAGGAUGACUUCUUCAGUGUCUGGAACUCCUGUAUGCACCAUGUCAGCUCACUGUCUCUGGCACACAUUCACAGAGUUGCGCUAGAGCAGUUCUCCACAGCAGUGAGGAGCUGUCCCGACAAGGAGGACCAGGCUUUGCUAAUGAAGUUUUGUCUGCUGUAUGGAACAAAGCUGGUGUUCCAGGAGCGAGGCUGGUACUUAGAGCAUAAAUACCUGACUCCCACGGCCAGCAUGCGCAUCAGGGCUCAGCUGCUGGAUCUGUGCGAGUCCGUGAAGGAUGAUGCCCUGAAGGUGAUCUCCGCCUUCAACAUCCCGCACACCAACAUCCACGCACCAAUCGCAGGGAUCCCCAACCCCCAGGCUGCCUGGGCCUUCUACCCGGCGCCCACGCAGCCGCUGGCGCAGGAAGGGACACGCUCCCAGCUGGCCAAGCUGUGAGCCAGGCUCUUACCGGCG